Komagataella phaffii GS115 is the source of this 2034-nucleotide messenger RNA. RefSeq names its product Protein whose overexpression suppresses growth defect of mutants lacking protein kinase A activity. Bases 1 to 2034 code for a protein of 677 amino acids. NCBI's taxonomy places the organism in Eukaryota, Fungi, Ascomycota, Pichiomycetes, Pichiales, Pichiaceae. The transcript has a single exon. The record is from RefSeq and is a predicted model, not a curated record.
AUGAGCUCACAUUUGGAAAACGACAACUUAGCUAGCAAUCCGACGAAUAAUAAUUCAAGUGCCACCGCAACUGCUACCGCCACCAGCACAUCAUCUGCCGCCCCUGGAGGCCCUCCCCAUUCAGACUCUACUCCAUCAACAAGCGCAUCCGCUCCCUCCGCAAACACAAGUACCACGUCGGUCUCGUCGGCUUCUUCUACCCAUUCUUGCGCCACCAAGAAACGCACAUUAAACCAGCUACUCAAUCACACCAAGAAGAUAAAAAUGGUCUCCAACAGCUCCCACAGCUCCCACGGCCACCAGCCAACAAAGCAAAAGACCGGCAACAACACAGACGACCUCAACAUUCAUCUGAGCAACCAGCAGACUUCGUCCUCCUCCAUAACAAACUCUUUCCCUAUAGAGAAGCGGUUUCGUUCUCGUUCGGUUCCCUACAUCCCCUAUCAGACUUUCAGCCAAUGCGAGAACAACAAGGCCUCCAUGUCUCGGUUUUCAGGUGUCAGUGUGCAGGACAUCACAAGCUCCAUUCUGUUGACCAACCCCUUGCCUCCUGUGAAUUUGUCAAGUCUGCGAGAAAUCGAUCUGCAAGAGAUCCUGAAGAACCCACAAUUACGCCAUGACAUCAUAUUUGAUCCCCAGUUACAGUUCCGUCCAAACGUAGAAGGAGACAGAGGCAAAAGAAAGAAGUUGCACAUCGACAAGUAUUGGUCGUCCAUCGAAAGAGAGCUCACCCUCUAUUUUGAGUCACAUCUCAACUUCAACUUGGCCAUUUCCAAGUUGCCAACCCUUUUUAUUACCCUCAGAGACAUUCUGCUGAGCCUAAUGCCCCAACAAGACAAACAGAAAAUAAUCGACGUUAUGGACAUUGAACUUUUGAUCCAAAACUUGAAAAAUGGUACCCUUCAACUCUGUCCAAUGUUCCAAUGGCUAGGAUCGGUUUUGAAGAAAAACUGCGCUCCCACAAGAGAUUCCAUUGUCGACAACAUGUUAAGCUGCUUCGAAAGGGAUGCCGAUGUGAAAAGUAUUAUUAAAGGUCUUGGCUACAGCUUCCAAAUCCUAGAGAGAAUGAAGUUGGAUGUGGCUAACCAUCAAAUUCGCAUCAUGAAACCCUUGUUAAUAUCCACAGCUAUCGACUUUGAGAAGGACUACUUCAACCAAAUGAUCAAAAGAGACAAAAUAUCUAUUCAAGACAGUCUUGGUUGGUACUCCAAGGCAUAUCACAAAUUGGCUGGCACUAUCAAAUCUGAAAACUUGCAUCAAUAUACCAUCAUCCAUUCAAUUAUUGACCUUUUAAGCUGUCGCAACAUGGUCAACGAGUUUCCAUCCACUCUUUCAUUUGACAACUCCAAACUAAUUGUGCUAAGAGCCGAUAUCAGACAACUUGCCUGCUUGCAACUAUGUAUACUGUUGUACAAGCAGCUUGUUCUUCGUUUUGAUGAGAACUUGUCUUAUAGGGCCGAGUUGCUCUCAUUCGACAAUUUGAAUGAUCUCAAGAAGCGAGUCUUAGCUAUUGUUGUCGAUGAAAACGGUAACUCCAAGUGGACAAAGAACAUCAACGACUUGGCCUUGACUAUUGUCCAAAGAUGUACUGUCAACCCGAAGACGUCAGAUGGCGGAAAGGCCCAAACUACUCUCCCUUCUAACGACAUGGUUGCCUUUGCUUUCAACUGGUUAAUUAAGCAAACCCAACCUAACUCUAGAAUGUACGGUAUUUUGGAAGACCGAAUCUUCUCUAGCCUAAAGUCGCUUGUUCUCAGUUCCUUCCAGAAGGACGAGAACCUGUUGACUUCCGAGGAGUUUAUCCGUCUAACCUCUGAGAGCUCCUCGAACACGUCUUUGCUACAAUCUUCGUUUUCUUCUUCGGCACCACUAUCCUCCGCUGCAUACCUUUCACAGCCCUCAGAGAAGAAGGCAAAUGACCGUAACACCGAUGUCACUUUCCAGGAGUUGUCCACACUGGGUAAUGCCCUGACUAUCUUAAUUAAGUUCCACUGGAAUGUUCUGGGAAGCUGCUAUUUACAGUGCAUCAACUAA